AUGGCCUGUCAGAUCGAGAACCAGGAGCUUCGCGCGCAGAUCGGGGAGUUGCGGAAGCAAAACUCCAGCUCUGCCAAACGGCAGCGAGAUCAACAGUUGCUGGCACGGCAGCAUGUACAGGCCAACCGGGUUCUGUUGAAACGUGACUUGGAAGCGCGCAAGACGGAGCAAGAGAACGCGGAGUUGCGAUCCACCUUGGCGCAAUUGCAAGCCAACCCGCCCAGGGCACCCUUGUCUUUAGAUGACGAGCUCACUGAGAAUCCGGGGUCAGAGGACAAUUCGCCAAUCUCACGGAGUCAAGUUUCGGGUAUGAGACCUCGAUCCUCAGAAGAGAGGAUGCCGCCAGACUUCUCUGCGCAGCCAUUAGUGCGACCCUACACUGCGCAUGCCAAGAGGGGAGACCGGGGAGAUGGAGCAACAGGUGUGAAUCUCUUGAUGGCGCUGAAACUCCCGGGCCAAGUCUACGACGAGGGCAACUUCUUUCCCAAGGAGGACUCCACAGACUCGGAGGACCACGACCUGCCGCCCUGGGACGCAGAGCUGACCAAGAGACCCAAGCGCGCUGUGGCUGUGAUGGACAUGAAAGAACGGAUGCGUCAAAUGUUCAAGAGCCCGCAGGUCAAGAGCGAACACGAAUACAAACAAGAGGGCUGGUGCAGUCGAAUCGCCAGUCAUCCCAACUUCGAAACCGUGGUCUAUGGUUUCAUCAUUGCCAACGUCGUUUGGCUUGGCAUUGACGCGGUGGUGAACCAGGAGGAUUUGUUGAUCAACGCAGAAGCCUGGGUCAUUGCGAUUGAAAACGUCUUCUGCAUCUUUUUCUUGGGUGAGCUGUCGGUCCGCUUGGGUGCCUACCAGUCAUUGAUUGGUGCUGUGAAGGAUCCGUGGAUCGUGGUGGACUCGCUGUUGGUGCUGGGAAUGAUCCUUGAGACCUGGAUCUUUUUCCUGAUCCUUCAAUUUGCCGAAGUGGACAUCAGCUUGAUCGAUCAGUCCAGCUUGCGAUUGCUCAGGGUGCUGCGGGUCUCCAGAGUCGCUCGCAUUGUGCGGAUUCUGCGGGCGCUGCCGGAGCUGUUGAUUCUGGUGAAGGCCUUGGGAGUGGCCACACGGUCAGUUUUCUUCACCUUUUGUUUGCUGAUGCUGACCAUCUACCUCUUUGCGCUGGCUUGUACGACCAUUGGGAAGGACACAACGUCUGGAAUGGAGUUUUUCAGCACUUUGGGCACAUCCAUGUUCACCCUCUUCUUCCACGGCCUCUUUGGAUUUGACCUGCCGCGGAUUGCCACCAUCAUUUUCGCUGACAACGUUGCCCUGUCCAUCGUUUUCUGCGCAUAUUUGGUUUGUGCUCCCCUGACAAUGCUGAACCUCUUGGUGGCGGUGCUGGUGGAAGUUGUGGGAGUGUUGGCCAUUGCUGAGCAAGAGAUGGUGCAAAACCAGUAUGAGUGGGACCAAAUGCGGCUGGCCCUGGGUGAGCUCUCAGAAGAUAACAUCACGGUGGAUCAGUUUAAGAAGCUGUUGGACAAGCGUGAGGCUUUGAUCGCCAUGCGUGCCCUGGGGAUCGACGUCAUCGCCAUGCUGGAAACGCCGCAGCUGAUCUUUGGAGAGACCAGUUCCCUCAGUUUUACCGACUUCAUUGAGACCAUUUUGGCCCUGCGGGAUUCAAACACUGCCACGGUGCGUGACAUCAACACAUUGGCCAAGCGAAUCAUUUCGGAGAUCCAGGGCACGGUUGGGCAAUUGAAUUCCAAGAUCAAAGAAAAGGGGAGCAGCAAAGACCGGAUCAUGCGCGCGGAGAAGGUCACACUGAGCCGGCAAAUUCCCAAAUCUGCUCGUGGCCGAUGA
Cladocopium goreaui is the source of this 1836-nucleotide messenger RNA. The record is from the annotation of a GenBank genome assembly. NCBI's taxonomy places the organism in Eukaryota, Dinophyceae, Suessiales, Symbiodiniaceae.